UCAGGUGGAGCCAGAGGAGGAGAGGGGGAGGGACGGAGCGAGAAAGAGAGAGAGAGGGGGAGAAAGAGAGAAGGAGGGAGGACCCAGCUAGACUCUCCUCACCCCCGCAGCCUCUCGUCGCCUCGUCCGGUGCGGGGAGCCCGAACAAAGGCCACUUUCUCACCCUGACAGCCCCGGCGGCGGCGGCGUCGACGAGCGCCCACCCUGCGCCCCUACUGCUUCCUCGGGCAGGCAGGCAGGCGGCUCUCGCUCGCUUGCUCGCUCACGUUUGAAGCACGUGCGCGCGCGUGUGCGCGAGUGCAUGUGUGCGCGUGGACGAGCAGAGGUGAGGAGCUUGUUUGAAUUAUUAUUACUAGGAGAGGUGAGGCUAUAGCCUAGCGCGUACGUUUCUUUUUUAUUUCUUUCUUUUUGUUUGUUUGUUUGUUUAUUUGUUUUUCUUUUAUUUUUUUUGUAGUACUCUUCCCAUCAUUUUUGUUUCAUCAGAGGGAUGUGUGUGUGAAAGCAGCGGAGCUAACAGGUGUGAGGGACAUAGGCUAGCUAUAGUAACCUAUUAAAGAAAUGGGCAGAUAGGCACCAACACCACCACCAACACCAACACCACCAUACCUUCUCCUCUUUGGCUUGUACCCGUCCCAAAAGAGACCCGCGUCUCCCGGCUCCCUCUGUGGGUCUCAUCCCAAGAGGAGGGAUAGGAGGUGUGGAAGGGAUAGGAAAGGAAAGGAAGGAGAAGGGAAGGGAAGGGAAGACAAGCCCCCCUGACAUAUUUGGAAAAGCGAAGAAGCCAAAGAAGAAGCAGCGGCAUCAGCCCCUCAAACAACGUCCCCCAAAGCUCCCUGUUUGCUUUCCAACAGGGGUGCCCAUAGGGGUGGGGGCAUUUCUAAAAAAAACAAAAACAAACAAACAAACAAACAAAAAAAAAACUGAAACAGACACGAUGUCGAACCUAAAGCACAUUGCAGACACUGGGAAGAGGAGUCCCCCUCAGUCUGACGGGGAGAUGUUUGGAGAAUUUCAGGACUGGUGUCUCCGGACCUACGGGGACUCCGGCAAGACCAAGACGGUGACCCGCCGCAAAUACAACCGCAUCCUGCAGGCGCUCCUGCAGCAGCACCCCGACGAACCGGACGCGUACCACGAAACCAACCACCUCAACGCCAAGUUCAAGUUCUGGGUCAAGUCCAAAGGCUUCCAGGUGGGCGGCACCGAGGGGCACCGGGAGAGGAACGGAGACCGACCCGUCCUGUACGUGCCCAUCAAAGCCACGUGUGUGGAUGGAGCUGCAGGUCAGGAAGGUUCUUUACUGAAGAGAGUUGCUGUGGUAGAAGACUUCUACGACAUCAUCUACGCCAUGCACGUAGAGAUCAGCUCUGACCCAGCUAAAGCCCCCAAGCACGCCGGCCAGAAGAAAACCUACAAAGCGAUUGCAGAGACGUAUGCGUUCCUGCCCAGAGAGGCAGUGACCCGAUUCCUGAUGAGCUGUGGAGAGUGUCAGAAGAGGAUGCACAUCAGCCCGAGUGGAGCCGAGUGCAAAGAAAAUGACCAGCCUGCCUCUUUGGUUCCUGAUGUCAUCGACUACAACAUGCCUUUGACCACUACCUACCUGAAACAGAUGAAACUGCAAUGCAUGAACAAUGAACAGGAUGAGAGUUCAGUGAGCAGUGAGGAGUUUGAUAUGAGUGACCCCACAUGGAUUUCAGCUGAGCACCACGCCGCACUUUCUGACCCCACCCGACCCACCAGCACUGAGAGAAUGCACAGCCCCCAAAAUACCCACAAAGAGGAAGACGAUGAUUCAUCCUCAGAAAGUGGGAGUGGCAACGGAAUCCACAGCAUGACCCCUCCUUCAAUGGCCGCGGUCGCUGUGAGUGAUGGUGCAGGGGCUGGACCGGUGAUGGCGUCGUACAGUCAGGUGAAUGGUAACGGGACGGGCACGCCACUGGACUUCAGUGUGACUUCAUCCUCCUCAUCCUCAGAGGACCAGCAGUCAGUGAACCUCAGAGAAAGAAUGAGCCAGACUCUGCCCACCGCUGCCGCCAUGCUGGCCACAUUUAACCCUGAACACUCAGAGGAGCUUCGCAGAAAAUUUUCAAAACCCCCGCAGGCCUCAGACAUACGCCUUGACCGAGACAUCAGGGACUACGCCAACAAGUCUCCACAGUAUGGCUCAGGGAGCUUUGACUCCAUAAAGAUGGAGAUGUGUGCUGAGGACCUGACAGUCAGUCGUUCUCAGGCUGCAGAUGAUGACGACGAUGACCACGACGACCACGAUGACAGUGACAAGAUUAACGACACGGAGGGAGUUGACCCAGAGAGACUGAAGGCUUUUAAUAUGUUUGUGCGCCUGUUUGUUGAUGAGAACCUGGACCGCAUGGUGCCCAUCUCCAAGCAGCCCAAAGAGAAGAUCCAGGCUAUAAUUGAGUCCUGCAGCCGCCAGUUCCCGGAGUUUCAGGAACGCGCACGCAAACGCAUUCGCACCUACCUCAAAUCCUGCCGUCGCAUGAAGAAAAACGGCAUGGAGACUCGGCCCACGCCACCACACUUGACCUCAGCAAUGGCAGAGAACAUUCUGGCUGCUGCAUGCGAGAGCGAAACACGAAAUGCUGCCAAGAGGAUGCGGAUGGACGUCUACCAAACACACGAGGAUCAGAUAGCUCUGGAUAAGGCUAUCUCUCGUGAGCCGGUGCCCUUGACCCACUCUGCAUAUUCUCUGGCAGCUUCAGCCUACUCCCAGGACCAGCUGUACAUCAACGGAGGCCUUGGCUACACUUACCGUGCGUACAGCGGCCUGGGAAGCAACCUGCAGCACCCGAUUUCUCUGACAACCCCUACAGCUCAGAGCAAUGGGCCUACUGAUCUCAGUAUGAAGUCUCUGGCUUCUAACUCGUCUACGUCGAGCAGCAGUAGUCUCGGACGGACUGGAGGCGGGACCUCUGCUCAGCUCAGCCAUACUGAAGUGUCAGCUGUGCGUCAGCUGAUCGCUGGCUACCGCGAAUCAGCAGCCUUCUUACUGCGCUCAGCGGACGAGCUGGAGAACCUCAUACUGCAGCAGAACUGAACCGCACAUUCUGUCUCUCUCUUUCUUCUCUCAUUCAAACACUUUCAAGCUCUCUCUCUAUUUCUCGAGCUCCUUUCCUUUAUCUCUGUUUCUCCCUCUCUCUCUGAGUCACCUCAUUUGUAUUUGCCCGCCAUUCUGCUUUAACCCAGCUUGUUGCCAACCAUCUUUCUCAUCGUCCUCAAACGCUGGCAGACCUGAAGAGAUCAGGGGAGAGAGAGAGAUUGCAUCAUCAAGCUACCCCAUUCCCAUUGACUGGAUGGAGCUUUCAACUGGAAAGAAAGAGAAGAGAAAACAAGACAGGAGAAGAGAAGAAAGAGGAGGAGCUGAUGAAUAUAGUAGUAGGGUGAGUGGGGGGUUACUGGAGGGAUGCUGCAGCACUGCACUGGAGAAGAAAAAAAAAAAAACAGAACACUUGUACAGCUAUGUGCGCUGAUCCUGUGAAUCAUACACCCCCUCCACCCACCAAUGCCCCUCGGCUUACUUACUAAAACACUCUUUAACCAUGUUAUUUUUUUCUUUAAACCCACCCCUGCUUUUGAGAGCCAUUGAUUUCUGUUUUCUUUUGUUCUUAACCUACUUAAAAGGAGGCAUUACGCUGUGCCAAUACUCCGGUUUAGCACUAACUAAAUGAGACACUUUUUUGAGUCGACGCUAAGGAAGAUGCCUGGAAUAAAAAAUAAAAAAAAGACUGAACGAUUAAAGAAAAAAUUGAAAAAAGAGAGAGACCUUUGCAUUCGCUGUAAAUAAAUGCGCUCUGUGUUCUGAAGCACUUUUUUUCCCACUCGCUCUGACCUCUCCUCCCCUAACGACUCUUUUUGCUGCGGGGAGAAAAUUGUGUAACUUAUGCAUUCAAAUACACAGGUGGAGCUCACCUGGAAAUACCUCAGCCUGUCCAAUUCCCCCCUCCCUAAGAAAAAAAAAAAAACUGUGUGUCCCAAUCCCCUCAUUCUUUCUGUCCGGGGAAGGGGAGAGGGAGAAUUUGAAAAAGGAAAAAAGAAAGAAAGAAAAAAAAAGCUCCCUCUCCUCCACUACCUUGUGUGUCCAGUGCCUAACCGAGAUCUGCAAGAAAGAGGCAGUACAUUAUUUACAGGGAGUGAGAUUUCUUUGUUCCUGUAGUUAUUUAAUUGAUUGGGUUUUUUUUUUUAAGUUUGUUUGCUUCUAUAAUACCUGAUGUACAUAUUCAAAUCUGAAAGUAUUGAUUAAAGAAGUACACUGAAAUCACACUGGAAUCGAAGGACUGAGAACUGAAUGAAGUUUAGUAAUGAAGUUUUGAUGAGGUAACUCAUAAUCUCCCACAUUAACGAUUUCAGGCCUUUUUGGGCCUGUACACUUGCUGUAGCCCCUUUCGAGGCGUUUCAUCUCCGGAUGCCAACUCUCCAUUCCACUUCCCCUCCUACGGGUCACCCCUUUCGUUUUUGUCCUUUGUUUUAAACGUCCUUCUGCCUCUGCAUCUCCUCAACUUCUCAUCCCUCUUUGAUGCUUGCUCUGCAUUGUAAGCAGUGGAGGGAUGGAGAUAGAUAGAGAGAGAAAAAGAGCGAUAGAAGGAGGAUCUGUUUUGCGUCUUUUUAUCUGUUGACUCUUCUUGAUGGCCAUUAAUCCACUCUGCUGCUAAAGGACUUGGACUUUACGCCACAGACCUGAAACCUCAAGCCUCCUACACAACCUGAGCACCUCAAAGAAGGAAAAAAAAAAACAACGAAAUUGCAAAAAAAAGAAUGGAAACUGGAUACGGAAAAACUGUAUCGAUUUGAGUCCUUAAUAGAAAAAAUGAAAAUACUGCCGUCUUAGUUUCAUACCGUUUUUGCAUAUUUGUUGGUAACAUUUGUUUAUCUCUGAGGGCUGUGUUUGCUUUGCGGUUGCAAUUUCUUUUUUUUUAUUUCUAUUGUUUAUUUUAGAGUUGAAGUGCUUCAGUGUUUGCUUAGCUCCAGAGAUCAAUAGGGAUGAGCUCUUUUGCGCACACACACACAAACACACACACACAUAGAUGCGCACACACCCUGAAGGGGCUCUUCUGUCUCCUUUGUGCAGUAUCUGGGGAACCGAAUCUGUAGAAGGGGAGAACAAAAUAAUGCAAGCUGUUUUGAGAUGGUGAGGCAGGCUUGUGUAGGGGCGGGCUGACUGGAGUGUCACUGUAAUUUUGCUCCUCUUUGCACACUGAGGCGGUGCUGGUCUGCUACUGUGGAGCUCCUACGUUUUAAAAGGCUGGAGGUUGCACUGCAAGUUAGGAACAAGAGGAAAAGAAUCGCAAUGCAAAAGAUAAUCAAGAAGCGUUCCUAGACCUGAAGGAGAGACAAGGAAAAAGAGAGAGAAAGAUACUAAGAAGAUCUAAAACUCGAGGGUUGUAGAAUAAUCAUUCAUUGCAGUUUGCUGCAGGAUCACCCUACUACUGAGGGGGGAAAUCAUUUAUCUGUGCAUGUAGGCGAAUGCUCUAUAAUGUAACCCCUUGACCUCCAAGCUUAUUAUUUAUUCAUCAAUGUUAAGACUUGUUAUUUAGAGCUGUUGUACUGAGAACUAGGGUAGAUGGCACUCUCUCCUCGCAUCACUCCUAUUGUGAUGCUGGCCAGCACAGGCAUCUGUUGUGGCGCUAAAUUUGUAAGAAAAAAAACAUGGGGCAGUUUUCCAUCCAAGAAACCAAUCAUAAUGGUUUAAGGGGUUACAUAUGUAUAUGGUGGGUGUAUGCCUAUAUGCAAAUAGAAAAAAAUACCCCCUCGUAGUACAUACAACAAAAUGCAAAAGAAAUCGAAUGAACCUUGCAGCAUCCAAUCUACUGAUAAUAUUCAGUAGUUCAUCAGUAGCUAAGUUAAAUACCCCGUGUAUCUCUAUACUGAGAUCAUCCUCUCUCUGUUAGUUUGAUGUUUCCGAACUAACAUAUAAAUAGAAUCACUCUUAUUUGUGUGCAAUUAUAAACCCUCCUCUCUAAAUCAGAGAACAGGAAAAGUAGUAUGCUCUUUUCAAUCGGAGCACAAUUGGUGAAAUUAUCAGCCGAUUGUCAAAUAGAGGUUUGAUAGUCUGAAUAGUGGCAAAAUGAAAGAAGAAGAAAUAUGCAAACUGACCAGUCCUCUCCUCACUGUGUGUGUGCUGGGUUUAUUUUUAAUAAUGAUAUCAGUUUUAGUGGAUCCAUCCCUCUGGCUCAUGGUCUUAUACCUCUCUAUUUGUUGUGAUCUUUUAGGUUUUGUCUCCGUUUUCUCUGUUUCUCUCCCUCCUCAGGCCUUAUUCUGUCAGCAUUACACUAUUGCAUAUUAAAAAUGCAACGAUAUGGGAGUUGUGGGUAAAUGCUGAUGUCAGAUCAUUUUUACUUACAUAUCUGGCACGAUCAGAGAAAUACAACCUAAUUAAUAUUUAUUUCUGUGUCCAUAAAUAUAUGUAGUAACCCAGAAUGCUCUAAACCUUUUGGAGCCAGUUCUCUCUAAAGCAUCUUAAGCCUAAUCCACACCUGUCUAGAUACUUUGUGUAGAUGGAAAAGCUAUGUUCCACCAACACCAUAUGAAGUGAUUCUCCAAGAUAAAGGUUUUUAAGAACGUUCUCUCCAGGAUUAAGAUUUUUGAAAAUGCUCCCCAAGGUGCAGGUUUUUGAGAAUGCGUGCUCAGCACAUUUGUUUCAACAUGUUCCAUUUUUGGGGAAGGCAGCAUGAAAUAUGCAGAAACAAGUAUCCCUAGUUGUGAAACAAAAUGAGUUCUUUUAUGAACUAUACUUUGUGAAGUCACAGAGAACCCUUUCUGACAUCUGUAUUAUUAUUUCACAGUACAAUGUAAACUAAGGCCAGGUCUAAGGACUGAUAUUUAAGGACUAUUCUAUUUUUUUCCCCCACUUUAAUGGGUUUGAGUGAAGGAGGGAUGGGUCCUAAUGCUUAUUAAAAUGACUUGUUAAACGCUGCUGAAUUCCUACUAACCUCACAUACUUCUACCAACCUCACAUGCCACUGAGCUCUGCUAACGGUUUCUUGAAUAUUUUAAGAUUGUAACAGUUAUGCAUUUGUAAUAUAGACGAGGGACUGCUAACGUCAUUUUUGGGAGAGGUGGUGAGAUCACAGAAGAAAACAAAGGCUCUUGGUAAAGGCUCCCGAACCACUCAUGCGCUUCUCUGGAGAUUGCUCUCUCCUGCUCAUGGACUACUUCUUAAACGGAUACAAACUGUACAAAAAGAAACUUAAAAAAAAAAAACUAAAAAAAACAAGGCAAAUGACAAUCUUGGAAGAUGUAAUUAGUUCACUGUUUGGUUUUCCCUUCUCUGUGUUCUCCGUGUGCAGCUAUUGUUUACAGUGCAUAUGGAAGAGUGUGGGGUGUUUUAGCUAUAAUCAGAGCAUCUCUCUGGAGUCCUGGACGUCUGACCCUUCUCACUACCUGUGGUGGACUCCUAGCGGCCCACUGUCGACACUGUCUUUUUAAUCUGAUUUUUUAGUAUAAUUCUCACAAUUACGGUUCUUCUUUUUAAAAUUCCUUUUUGUAUUGCGAGUAAGUGGUCUUUUCAGAACUGUUUUGUAUAACUCCAACAUCCCAAGUGACGUUAUCCUGUAUGCCUAUACAUUCCAACGAAGGAUGUCAAUAUAUGUGAAGCAGUUAACCAGACCUAAAGAGUCACCAGGCACUAAAGAUACGCUAAGGACAGUCUACUACUUAAGUGCAUUCUUCCUCUCUUUUUUUUUUGGCCAUUUUUUUGGACACAGACUACUAAACCAUUGACUACGCUGCCAUGCCAGUGUGAACAUCGGAUUUAGUCUAGGCCUAAUCUGGGUCUGGGGAACCUGGCACUCUGAUAGAAAUCCUAAUCAGUGAUUGUUGAAUAUAGAGGUUUGGGAACCGUGUUUAGACCCUUAAAAUAACAUGACUACUAGACUAUUACUACUACUACUAAUGCCCUGCUGUAAAGUUUGUCAACCCUACCCUUCCCAUGCUCCCUGUUGAACUCUAAACUAGUGUUGGGGCAGCCAGAACAUUGGUCUCUUUUCCACUGCAAGGCCAAACAUGUACUAAGGCUGUGUCAUUAUUAAUGUAGCUUUUUUUUUUGGCUGGGUUGCUAAAUCAGAACCAGAAAGUUCAUAGCAUCGUAACAACUAUGAGAGACAGUUGUGUUUAGAUUUUACAGAGUUAGCAUGUUAGCAUUUUAAUUUGCUAAACUGAGCAUACUUAUUCAACGAGAAAUAGAGAACUCUGAGUUUUAUGCCAGCUAUCAGCCUCAUCCCUCAUCACUACCACAGUGUUAGCACACUAACAAUGAGCCUUGCCCCAUUUCCCGGACUCAUUCAAUAUCGCUAUACCAAACAGUUUUGUGGACCCAAAUAUGGCUGGCUGAGAAAACAAGGCUAAGCCCAGUUUGCAUUUGUAAGAGUUCAGCACCGUACCCUCAGAAAUCAUACCCACUGAACAGUGUUCAGAACCGCUCAACCCUACAGUGGAAAAGAGGCAGGCUGUUUAGGCAGUUUCUUAUUUAGUGGGAGAGGGAAGGAGUCAAUUCCCUUUAACCAUACAAAGGCAAAUGGCAUUUACCAAGGCUUUACAAUCAAUUAUAACUCCACUUUUUUUUUUAAAUAACUAAGAUCAUGUUUCAGAGACAUGAAUACUUUCUGAACUGUUUUACCACAAGAAAAGGUUCAAUCUGGGUCUGGUAAUCCAGCACUAAAUAUUUAAUAGUACUGCAGCUUCACCUUUAUAACUCAUAUUAAAGCCUAAUCUAAUAUGAGCAGGGGCCCUGCUUGGUUUCAUUUUUCUGCUGCGAUGACACUUUGCCUUUGAGGAGCUCAGCUUUCUGUUGUUAGCACUCCUUACCAUAUGUCUGUAGAUAUGUCCAUUGCAGGCCUAAUCUCUUUAUUUUUAUGGAAGUGACAAUAUGGAAGAUCCGUCAGAGUAGAUGGCCUUCAGGGCUUUGUUUAUUUGGUGGGUGGAAAUUAACUGUACAAGCAAGUGCAAGUGUGAGCUGUCUACCAGUCAUGUGACCUCUUAAAGGCACAGUGACUACAUGUCAUGUACAGUGUGUACACACACACACAACACCUUACUUGCAUAUACAGCAUAUAUAGACAUACAGAGAUUGUCCUUUGUUUCAGACUGUGCAUUCAGGUGUGACUCUGGUUACGGUAGCUGCUAAACGACACACUUAAAAAUGGUCCUCAUUGGGCCAGAUGUAUAGCUCAGCAAAAAUGUAAGGAGAAAAAAUAAAUGACUUUUUAUUUUUCUACUGCGCUGGUGUACAGCUACAGUCCAAUCAUCCUGGGUUCCUUUCAUAGUCGACUUUAGUUCCCUCAGAUUCUGUUUCCUCCUCUGUUCUCCUGCUUUACUGUGUCAGGAGCUACUGAAGUCAGCUCCGCUUUGGGUAAUGUACCACCAAUGGGAAACACUCUUUAUUUCCUCUUCAUUUUGGACUCAGUGGAAGUGUGAUGUUUACAUGUACAGAUUUUUGAAAUCUUGUUUUCUCAUUGUUUGGUUUGACUGAAAGCAGUUCUUUAUUUUCUUUAUGUUCCUUCUUCUUCUUCUUCCUCUCAUUUCUGUGCAUUGCUUAAUUUAAUCAAAUACCUUCUUUGUUGAAGGGAAAUGGGCCUGUGUCAAGUCGAUUUCAGCGGAGCUUAGGCAAGUCCUGUCCUUGAAUUGAGAUGAAACCUCCAGUCCCUUUCUCAAACUGCUGACAGCAGAAAGACAAAACAAAAAAACGAAGGCUUACUGUAAAACGAUCUUCUGUUCUGACUACUAGCCGGGACACGGCACUCCAUUCCUUUUGUGAUUAAAAGCCAUUUACACGCCCUUCACUGGGCUGACGUCAAGUAUUAAAUUACAAAAAACAAACUAAAAAACCUCAGGUAAAUGAUGACUAUUUAUGUAAUUGUCAGUCUUAUUGGCAGCCCAUUUCCCUCUUUACUACCACAUAAAUUAUUAUAUGAAAAAAUGAUUCUUUUUCUUUUUAUAUUUAUUGUGUUCUAUAUAACAGUGGAUACUUUUUUUCCCAGUACAUGUGGCUAAAUAUUUUAAUUCUUUAGAAAAGUGUUGACAAAUAUAUAUGUGAAGAAACUGAAAGAUACGAAAAAGAAAAAAAAAAAGAACAAAAAAUGAAUUUCUGUUUGUUUAAUGCGGAACAGCAUGGGUGGCUCCUAACAUAUCACUUUGAUUAAUGAAAACCAAUGAUUUGAGAUGAAGCUUUCUCCAGUGCGAUGGCACUGCUGAGGUAAAAUAUCUUCGAAACAUGACAUUGUGAUUUUUUUUUUCCCCUACCAAGCUGUACGUCACAAAGCUAAAUAUGCUAAUAAAAUCGUGUGCUAUAUAUCAAACAGA
Astyanax mexicanus (Mexican tetra) is the source of this 10311-nucleotide messenger RNA. It is a transcript of the gene nol4lb, whose product is annotated as nucleolar protein 4-like b. The transcript is spliced from 11 exons. The record is from RefSeq and is a predicted model, not a curated record. The coding region runs from base 935 to 3055 and encodes 706 amino acids. Lineage: Eukaryota; Metazoa; Chordata; Actinopteri; Characiformes; Acestrorhamphidae.